UAUUGGUUUGAGAGAGGAGAAGUAUAUACAACAUAUUGGUGCCGUGACCCUUGGCCAGAAGAACUUUACAGAGUCUGCCUGGAGUGUGGUGAGUAUAAUUGUUAUUAUAUUAUAUUGCUGUGAUUUGUUCGUUUGAUAUGACAUGCAACAUGGAGGAUGCAAAAGUUACUUAUUCUGAAAAUGUUAAGAAAUGGCUUCUGAAUUAUAUUAAGAGACAUGGUGGUCCUUAUGAAAUCCCACAGGACUGUAAACAGUCAUGGGAGAUGUUGCAGAAGUUUUUGGGAGAGACAUUAUUUGAAAAAAAGGUGUCAGAGAGUAAAAGAAAAGGUUGCAUUGUGCAAGGACUACUCUCUUGUUGUUUAAGAUUGGAAGAAAUUGUGAAAGCAAAUGAGGAUAAGUUGGCAGAGCUGAAUGCUUCAAUUAAAGUAAAAUCUGAAAAGCAUGAUGAGAUGUAUAAUGAAUUAAAUAAUAAGAUUGUUGAUCUUAGAGUGUAUGCAGUAGCAACUGGAGAAGCUUUAAUUGAAAAGGCCAAAGUGUGUGAGGAGCUUAAAGAGGAGAAUGAAAGGGUGAAUGAGAAAAUGUUGGAUUUGCAGAGAGAAUUGGAUGAAUGCAGACAUGCUACCAAUAUGGCUUUUAAUAAAAUGGCAGAAAGUAUGGCACCUUCUAGUAUGUCUCCUGCACCUGAAAUUCCUGGGUCCGUUAACUCAGGGAUUAGAGAUAUAGGAUAUAAAUCUAUUUACCCAUGGGAUGAUCUGAAACAAAAGCCAGUGAGUAUCCCUGCUGCCCCAACUACAGCAACUACAGUGUUAAAUCCUGAUAAUACUGGUGGGAUACAGCUUGUUACUAAACAUUUAAAGCCACAAGAAAUGGAUGCCAUUGUUAAAGAAAUAGGCCUGGUUCCCCAGCAUGACAUUAACCGUUUUUUGCAAUGGUUUUGUGGGUUUCAAAGAGUAAAAGAGAUGUAUAGCUUGACAAGAGAGGAUAUUGAAAGAGUGCUGCAGAGAGUUGCUGGAAAUGGAUUGUGGGUUAGGAUUGUACAGACAUGUGGUCAGCAGUGUAGAACUAGGGAUAUGUUGAAAGAGAUUUUAAGAGCAUUGUAUGGAAUUACAUCUGGUAUGUCGUUGUCUGGCAAAAUUAAACAACUGAAACAAGAAUCUCCUUAUGAAUUGUCGGCUAGAAUAUCUACAGUUAUGGAACAAUUGGUUGUCAGUAAUCCUGGUUUUGAACAGGGAGGGCUGAUGCAUAGAUCAAUGUUUUUAGAUGCAUUAGAGCAAGAGGUUAGAGAGGAGAUUUUAUCAGUAACCCCAGAUCCAUCAGAAAUGUGUGACAUAUUAUUAAGAGCUGAUAAUUUGUGGAGAAGAAAGAUUAAAAAUGAGAGUUUUGCUGUUGAUGCUGCAAGAAUUUUUAGGGUAGAGGGGCAAGAGAGAAGAGACAGGUCUGGCAUGUAUUCUCAGAGGGGGAAUAGAUUUCAGAAUAUGGGAGGUUAUAGAACUGAUAACGACUCAGAUAGAGGAAGGAGGGUAAAGAGUGAUAAACCGUUAAAACCAUGGGUACCUUUUCAUGAAAUAAAAAAUGAAAGAGAUCGCUUACAGGAAGAACUAGACAAUGUGAAAUAUGAAUUGGAUAAGAUCAAGAAUGCAAAAACAAGGGUAGCUACUGUGGAAGACAACAAGGUAGUUCACCCUAAAGAAAAAGGUGAUUGUUAGGAAUUCCGAGCCCCCCGAGCCCCUUCUUGUCAUUUUCUCACGAAUUUGAUCUUAGAUCCCUGGGGGCGGCCCACUGUUGAUGUUUCAUUAGGGGGAACUCGAGUACAAGCGCUGCUAGAUAGUGGGGCAGCUGUAAGUUUUAGCAAGCAUGUUAAUCCAGGAAAUGAGAAAAUUAGAAUUACAGGUAUUACGGGGCAUUCCAUUGAAGCUCCUUUUGUACGUGAUGUGGAAAUGCAAAUUGGUCAGGAAAGAUGGGUAUGUGAUGUUGUAUGUGAAAAUCAAGAUAUUAUUGGAGCAGAUGUUUGUUUGGAACAAGGACUGGUUGUUGAUUUGGCUAAUUUAAAAUUGUGGAAAAUGGAAGGAAAAGGAAAUACAGGCCAUGUAUGGCACCCUCCGAUGGAACUAGCAACAGCGACAGUGAAACCAGUGGGGGAAGCAAGGGGGUGUUGGGACCCCAAAUGGAAUGAUAUUAUGAAUGAGUAUCAGGAUGUCAUUGCAGAACAUAAACAGGACUGUGGUAAAAUGCAAACAAUGGUGUUGCUGGAAGGCAGUGAUCCACCAGCCCAAAAACAAUAUCCAAUACCCAGAGAAGCUUUCCAGUCCAUUACAGGAGUAAUUAAGCAAUUAGAAGCCCAGGGCACAUUGGUAAGAGGUGCGUCUAUAUGUAACAGCCCGGCAUGGCCAGUGUCUAAGCCCGAUGGAACGUAUAGAUUAACGAUUGAUUACCGAGUUUUGAAUAGACAUUCAAAAAGCAUGGCCCCUAUUGUUGCUGCUUAUCCAGAAAUUAUUGGUAAGAUAACUCCAGACAUGAAAGUGUUUUCUGUGGUUGAUAUUAGUAAUGGUUUUUGGAGUUUAAGUCUUGAUCCCAGGUGCCAAUACAGGACUGCUUUUACUUGGGAAGGAAUCCAGUAUAUGUGGACAGUUCUACCGCAGGGUUACAAAGAUAGCCCAGCCAUUUUUCAUGCUCA
Molecule: messenger RNA, 2674 nt
Organism: Spea bombifrons (plains spadefoot toad)
Lineage: Eukaryota; Metazoa; Chordata; Amphibia; Anura; Pelobatidae
Exons: 1
Coding region: 138-1706 (522 amino acids)
Source: RefSeq, a predicted model, not a curated record